GUAUAUACGGUAGUAUAUAUAUGCCAGGAAUAUAUAUACGUGGCUGCACCGGGUUGGAUUUCCGCGAAUUUUCCAGAGGCCAGACUAAAUUGAGGAACCGUUAAACAAUUAAUUUCCUAACCUAGAGGAUGCGAGUGAGACUCAAGCCUUCGAGCGUCAGGAAAUAAAAUCCAACGAGAAUCAGAUGUCAUGGGUCCAAGAAACGACUCCACGAUGAGAUGGAGAGUCUGGAGUCUGAUAACUCUGAAAUUAUUGAUUAUCUCCUUGGAGGUGCCUCAAGGCGUCUGUCUCGAGGUGAUUUACGCUAUAAAUGCUGGGGGUGAGACCCAUACGGACAGCUAUGGGGUGAGGUACCUGCGGGAUCCCCUGAUGGGAAAGGUGGGGACAGCCUCUGAUUACGGAAAGCAGUUGAUCAUCGGGAGAGUCAACACCAUGGACCAGAUCCUCUACCAGACAGAAAGAUACCACCACUCGACCUUCGGCUACGACAUCCCCAUCAGCGAUGAUGGUGACUACGUCCUCGUCCUCAAGUUCUGCGAAGUAUACUUUAACUCACCAAACAUGAAAGUCUUCGAUGUUGUUCUGAACGGUGAUCACACAGUAGUAACCGAUCUUGACAUCUUCGAGAGAGUCGGCAGGGGCAUCGCCCACGACGAGGUCGUACCCUUCAGGGUGGAGAAGAAAAAAAUUAUAUUCAACGAGGAGGAGUCCGAUAUCCUAGGUGGAAAGAUUCGCGUGGAAUUCAUCAAGGGGUACAGAGACAAUCCCAAAGUCAAUGCUAUUGCUGUUAUCAAAGGGACUGUUGAUGAUGUUCCUCAGUUGGGACCCAUCCCCCAGGAGCCAGAGGAGUACCACGGGAUGCAGGAAGACGAAGAAGAGUCUCCAGUCCGAAACAGACACACCAGCGGCCCCAGAACCCCCGAUCCCUAUUCAAUCGAUGAUUCAUCGAUAAUGCUACCUGUUUUCGUAGCCAUCGGGGCCUUCAUACCCCUCCUCUUCUGCCUGUGCAAGCUGUAAGCAAAAAUCAACCCGAGAAUCAAAAUAAUUCCUCAAAAAUCAAUCAAUUGCUUUGAUUUCUGUGUAAUAAUUUUUUUUUCUCGGUGCGCCGUCAUCGAAACUAGCCAAAAACUGAAUUAAUGCAAUUGAUGCAAUUAAUGCAAUUAAUGCACGAUGCAGGGGGAGAAUAAGCGCAGGAAUACCUAAAUGCACGAGUGUACUUAGUCGAUACAGUCACGAUGUGUUAAUUGUAACGAUUUUUUAAAAACUUUGUAUUUAUGUUUAUUUAUUUUUCACGAUUUAAAUACAGAGAUUAUAACGGUGAACUGAUUAUAUGUGGUAUUUGUUAAGAUUGUAAAGUGUGUGAGAAUAAAAUAAUGACUGUUGUUA
Molecule: messenger RNA, 1386 nt
Organism: Fopius arisanus
Lineage: Eukaryota; Metazoa; Arthropoda; Insecta; Hymenoptera; Braconidae
Product: malectin-B
Exons: 4
Coding region: 190-1017 (275 amino acids)
Cellular component (GO): membrane
Molecular function (GO): carbohydrate binding
Source: RefSeq, a predicted model, not a curated record